Drosophila persimilis is the source of this 387-nucleotide messenger RNA. RefSeq lists its product as uncharacterized. The coding region runs from base 1 to 387 and encodes 128 amino acids. The record is from RefSeq and is a predicted model, not a curated record. NCBI's taxonomy places the organism in Eukaryota, Metazoa, Arthropoda, Insecta, Diptera, Drosophilidae. The transcript is spliced from 3 exons.
AUGACUGUAGACAAAAUAACGGCAAAGAUCGAACGGCCCAAGGGAUGUUCUCUUGGCUGGACUGUGGCUACCACUGGCUGCUGCAGACAUGCUACGGGCCUUAGCCAUGAUGCCACUUCUGCAGAAGGAUCCAGUGAUCGACGGUGGAAUUGUUGGUUCACGCCCAUGGGAAAUAAUGUCAGCAAUGCCCCGUUCAUACACCGUCGAAUCAAACGCUGGGCUUUAAAAUCGAGACGCAGGACUUAUGUACCCUACGCUUUGCCACAAACCGAGUCGUAUCCGAUUUACCUUCGCCAGAUGGAGUCCUAUCCAAUCAUUACCGAGACGUAUUCGAGACAUGCAGAGGCCUUUCCCAGACCAAUCGUAUCCGUGCAGGACAGAACUUAA